This is a messenger RNA of Chrysochloris asiatica (Cape golden mole), 684 nucleotides long. It is a transcript of the gene MOB3B, whose product is annotated as MOB kinase activator 3B. Bases 1 to 684 code for a protein of 227 amino acids. Gene Ontology annotation, cellular component: nucleus; cytoplasm. Lineage: Eukaryota; Metazoa; Chordata; Mammalia; Afrosoricida; Chrysochloridae. Gene Ontology annotation, molecular function: protein kinase activator activity. The transcript is spliced from 3 exons. The record is from RefSeq and is a predicted model, not a curated record. Gene Ontology annotation, biological process: signal transduction; positive regulation of protein phosphorylation.
AUGUCCAUAGCCCUGAAGCAGGUGUUCAACAAGGACAAGACCUUCCGGCCCAAGAGGAAAUUUGAACCUGGCACACAGAGGUUUGAACUCCACAAACGGGCUCAGGCGUCCCUCAAUUCGGGUGUGGACCUGAAGGCGGCAGUGCAGCUGCCAAGUGGGGAGGAUCAGAAUGACUGGGUGGCCGUGCAUGUGGUGGACUUCUUCAAUCGGAUCAACCUCAUCUACGGCACUAUCUGCGAGUUCUGCACCGAGCAGACCUGCCCUGUAAUGUCCGGGGGUCCCAAAUAUGAGUAUCGGUGGCAGGAUGAUCUCAAGUACAAGAAACCAACUGCACUGCCAGCUCCCCAGUACAUGAAUCUCCUUAUGGAUUGGAUCGAGGUCCAGAUCAACAAUGAGGACAUAUUUCCAACGUGUGUUGGUGUUCCUUUCCCAAAGAACUUCCUUCAGAUCUGCAAGAAGAUCCUGUGCCGCCUUUUUCGUGUCUUCGUCCACGUCUACAUCCACCACUUCGAUCGGGUCAUUGUGAUGGGUGCAGAGGCCCACGUCAACACCUGCUACAAACACUUUUAUUACUUUGUCACGGAGAUGAACCUCAUAGACCGCAAGGAGCUGGAGCCCUUGUCCGUGUCAUCGCCAGUUGGCAUUCAGAUUGUAGACCCCAUCGCUGCCAGGCCCGAGCUGUAA